This is a messenger RNA of Molossus molossus (Pallas's mastiff bat), 2784 nucleotides long. RefSeq names its product testis expressed 11 (gene TEX11). NCBI's taxonomy places the organism in Eukaryota, Metazoa, Chordata, Mammalia, Chiroptera, Molossidae. Gene Ontology annotation, biological process: reciprocal meiotic recombination; male meiosis chromosome segregation; meiotic cell cycle. Gene Ontology annotation, cellular component: central element. The coding region runs from base 1 to 2784 and encodes 927 amino acids. Gene Ontology annotation, molecular function: protein binding. The transcript is spliced from 29 exons. The record is from RefSeq and is a predicted model, not a curated record.
AUGGACGACGAUGAUUUUCGCUUCAUGGAUUUUAAAGCACUUUUAUUAUCCAUUGUUAUUUCAGAAAUUAUUAAAAACCUGAUUGUAAAAGACAUUUCACCUGGCAUGCCUGAGGCAAUUGAUCGACUCUUCAUGGACAUAGCAAAUAUCAACAGGGAAUCUAUGGCUGACAUACAGGAUACUCAGAUUGAAGAAAUGGCAGUAAACCUGUGGAACUGGGCAGUUACCAGAAAUGUCGGCUUGCUUAUAAGUAAAGAGCAGAAAGCUAAAUUACGACAUGUUGCUUGCAAGUUGCUGUGUAUGUGUGAUGACACAGCUGCCACAGAAGAAGUUAUUCACAGACGGAUUUUGAUGACUAUGAAAACAGGCAAAGGGUGGGUGGAUGUUGGAAAUGCUGUGAUGGCUGAUGAGUUUUUUCAAGCUGCCUUGACUGGUCUGGAGCAAUUAUAUGCCAAAAUUAUGGAGAGGAGCUGCAGUGAGACCCAACUGACUAUGCAGAAGCUGGCUGUGGAGAGGAAUCUUUUCAAAGUGUAUUCUUACCAGGCAGAAUCAGCGAUUGCUCAAGACGAUUUUCAAAGAGCGUCUACAUGUGCAAUGCGCUGCAAAGAUAUGUUGGCGAGGCUCCCUAAAAUGGCUGAAUAUCUUCAUAUUCUCUGUUACAACUUUGGAGUAGAAAACCACAUGCUGAAUAAAUAUGAAGAAAGUUGCUACUGGCUUAGCCAAAGCUAUGAUAUUGGGAAGACAAAUAAGAACUCUGUUGACCCAGAAAUGCUGGCUAAAGUUCUGCGCUUACUAGCCACUGUUUAUAUGCAUUGGGAUGACAGAGAAUAUCAUGAUAAGGCUCUCAGCGCUGUAAACCUAGCAAACAAGGAACAUUUAAACCCAGCUGGGAUUUUCUUGAAGAUAAAAAUCCUUUUGAAGGGCGAAACAUCUAAUGAAGAACUCCUUGAAGUUCUCAUGGAAAUACUACAUCUUAACAUGUCUUUAGAUUUCUGUCUGAGCAUUACUAAACUGCUGAUGGAUAAUGAAAGAGAAUUGGUUGGAUUUCAUUUCCUGAAGAUUAUUUCUGACCAUUUUAAGUCACCAGAAAAUAUGGGAAGAGCUUUAGUGGUCCACAUUGACAUACUUUUACAAAGGAAGGAAGAACUGUUUGCCCAGGAGAAGAUUGAAGAAGUCAUUAGAGGUCAGCAAACAGGAAGACCACUGGCAACAGAAUUAGUAGGCUAUUUACACAACAUUCUGUGGAAAAAAGCUUCCAAAAGUUUUGAGGCACACAAUUAUACCGAUGCCCUAUGCUGGUACUAUUAUUCUCUGAGACUUUAUGAAUCUGGUAAAAUGGAUAUGGAAUUCUCCAAGCUGAAGAGGAACAUGGCUUCCUGUUACCUGCAUUUGAAUCAACUUGAUAAGGCUAAAGAAGCCGUGGCAGAAGCUGAACAACUUGAUCCUGGAAAUACUUUCACUCAAUUUUAUCUAUUCAAGAUUGCAGUCUUAGAAGGCAACUCUGACAAAGCUCUGCAGACAAUUGCCAUUUUGGAGAAUUUAUUAACAACUGAAACAGCAGAAGGGAAUGACCCAAUUAGAGAUACAAUUUCACCUGCCACGCUUUUCGGUUUAGCUGCCCAGUUUGCUCUUGAGAAUGGACAGCAACUUGCUGGAGAAAAAGCUUUGGAAUAUUUGGCUAAAUAUUCAGAAGACACAGAACAAAUCAUUACUGCUUUAAAGUGUUUGUUUCGUCUUCUUGUUCCAAAAGUUUCUGAAAUGCCAGAAUCUGAAAACAAAAAGAAAGAAACGGAUAGACUUUUGGUUUGCUUGAAUAGAGUACACCUGAAAUUUUCUCAGACUUUGUUUGGAAAAGACUCGACUUCAGCCUCAUGGAUUAAUGAAGCUCAUUGGUUUAGAAAAAUAGCUUGGAACUUGGCUGUGCAAUCUCACAGAGAGCCAGUGACAAUGAGAGAGUUUUUCAUUCUUUCUUAUAAGAUGUCCCAGUUUUGUCCUUCUGAUCAAGCAAUUCUGAUUGCACAGAAAACAUGUUUGCUGAUGGCAGCUUCAGUUGAUCUGCAGCAAGGGAAAAAAGCCGCAACUCCUUCUGAACAGAUGAAAUUCCUGAAUCGUGCACUUGAGCAGAUCCAUAAAUGCAGAGACAUCUGGAAUGUCCUGAAAGAAACAGGGGACUUCUCCAACGACCCUUGUGAGAUCUUGCUUAUACUGUAUGAGUUUGAAGUUAAAGCCAAAAAGAAUGAUCCGUUGCUGGACAACUUCCUGGAUUCAAUGUGGCACCUGAUUCAUUUUGAAAGUAAAGCAUUAGAAACAAUUGCAACAUUAGCAAUGGAAAUGCCUGCAUACUAUCCUUCCAUUGCCCUAAAGGCCUUAAAAGGGGCUUUAUUGCUUCACAAGAGGAAAGAAUCAUUUGAUGUCAUGAAAUACAGCCACUGUCUGCACAACUUGAUUAACCUCUUAGUGCCAGGUGGGGUGCCAAGUGCAGAGCUCUGUCCCCUGGAAGAAGUUUGCGGCUAUUUCGAAGAUGGCUUGAAUCUUAUUUGCCACACCGAAGGCUACCCGGAAGUGGAGAUUCUCUGGCUGAUGAUGAUGUCCUGGAAUAUUGGAAUAUACAUGUAUGGCAGGAAAAAGUACGUGGCUACUGAAAAAUGGUGUGGCCUGUCAGUGCGUUUUCUUGACCACCUUGGCUCCCUCAGAAGCAUCUAUGAAACUCAGGUGAAUGUUCUGUACAGUGAGCUGGUGGACACACUGAAUAAGAACAAGAGCUCCGUUUUCCGUGAGGAGUGA